GACAGGGGGAAGAGUUCAUGGACUGGUGGAGCAAGUUCUACGCCUCGACGGGAGAGAAAAACAAGUGCGGGACGUAUCUGGAGAAAGGCUUCGACACACUGAAGGUGUUGGACCGGGAGUUGGAGAAGGUCGAGUGUUACGAGGGUUUCUCUGAUUUCUGUCAGACGUUCAAGUUGUUCAGAGGAAGGACUCAGGAUGAAGGAGAAGAUCCGUCAGUGGUCGGAGAGUUCAAGGGCAUGUUUAAGAUCUACCCUCUGCCAGACGACCCCUCCGCCUCUGCUCCACCCAGACAGUUCAGGAAACUUCCUCCUAACGGCCUCGAGGAGUGUUUGGUCCGAGUCUACGUCAUCCAGGCUCAGGGGCUGCAGCCCAAAGACACCAACGGGAAGUGUGACCCUUACGUGAAGAUCACUCUGGGGAAGAAGACCAUCAACGACCAUGAUAACUACAUCCCCUGCACUCAGGACCCUGUCUUCGGAAAGAUGUUUGAGUUCACGUGCUCCCUCCCCGUGGAGAAGGACCUGCGGGUGAUGCUGUACGACCACGACAUGCUGACCAAAGACGAGAAGAUCGGGGAGACGGUGAUCGACCUGGAGAACCGCUUCCUGUCCAGAUAUGGAGCCCUGUGCGGCCUGCCGCAGUCCUACUGCGUGUCGGGGGUGAACCAGUGGCGAGAUCAGCUGACGCCCCGACAGCUGCUGUGUCGAGUGUGUGAGCGACGAAACCUGCGGAAACCGGUUUACCAGGACGACUGCGUCCUCUUCAGAGGAGACAGAUACACGGCCGCAGACCUCG
Paralichthys olivaceus (Japanese flounder) is the source of this 795-nucleotide messenger RNA. NCBI's taxonomy places the organism in Eukaryota, Metazoa, Chordata, Actinopteri, Pleuronectiformes, Paralichthyidae. The record is from RefSeq and is a predicted model, not a curated record.